AUGGUUAGGACCAGAGGAAAUAUAUCUAGACGUGGUUCAAAUGAUGCACCCGAGAGUUCCAGACAGGGUGCUGCACGAAAGAGACCGACAGCAUCGACUCGUAGAAGGGGUCAGCAUGAGGCUAAUGUUGUUGAGGAUGACAUUGUUGAGAAUGAGGUUCCUGACGUUCCUCGGGAGGACGAGCAGGUCAUUGAUAACGAUGGUGGAGGAUUUCCUGGUGGGCCGUAUGAUACAUCUUUAUUGACGCAGUACCAGGAUCAUGUUGCACGCAUGAUAUGGGAUGGUCAGGAUCGAGAUGUGAAAGUGGUCUCCCAUAUUAAAAAAGUUAAGAAAUUAGGACGUCCUCACCCUGCUAUUGCACAUUUUGUGUUAGCUUCUGGAUUAUCGCCUUUGUGCGAUAUUUUAUAUGAAUAUAUCGAUCUUGGGUUAGUAUUGGGUUUCGUGGAGAGAUGGCAUCCCGAGACUAAUACUUUUCAUUUACCCAUUGGGGAGAUGACCAUCACUUUGGAUGACGUAUGGUCACUUCUCCAUCUUUCCAUCAGUGGAAACUUUUGCUCCACUGAAAAUCUGGAAUAUGAAGAUUCUGUUCAGAUUUUGACGACACUUCUUGGUGUUGACCGGGCCAUGGCAUGUGUGGAGCUGAAUCAAAGUCGGGGUGCACAGGUCCGACUGAGCUGGUUGAGAGACUUGUAUCACAGCUGUUGUGAAAACGAGCUAUGGGAGUUUGCUGCACGUGCAUAUCUUUUGCACCUUGUAGGGUGCACGAUAUUUGCUAACAAAAGCGCCACCUAUGUUCCUAGGAGAUGCCAGCUUUGCAAAUACAAAGCAAUUAGCUGGAUAUCUACCUCUUCUGCAGGCUUGGAUAUACGAGCACUUCCCUACAUUGGGAAGGAAGCAAGUACGGGAUACAUAUGUGGAGACGAACCCCGUGCUCUACGUUAUGUCACUGGACGCGCCAUUUCCGCUAUAGCUGAUGUUAGAGUCCAGUUGGAUGGCUUGACAUAUGAUGGGAUGAUUUGGAACCCAUAUGUAGCACACAGAGCUGCUCGACAACUGGUAACACAUGGCAUGUUUUCUGGCUUCCUGAGGGUUGGGACCGUCGUACAACGUCAUUUGCCGGAGCGUGUGUUGCGACAAUUUGGCUUCAUCCAGCCUAUUCCACGACCGCCUAGUUCGGUUCCCAUGAUGGACUUUGAGGCUAUUGAUGAUCGGUGGAAAAAGCACGAGCAGUUUGUUGUACAUCAAGUGGUCCAAGCACCAGCUCCUUUUUCAUGUUCGGAUGGAUAUUUGCAGUGGUUUAGGAGAGUCUCCCAUCCAUACAUUUUACGUGGAGCUGAGGCCGACCGACCUAGCCUUGUGCUUGUGCCCCGACUUCGUCGGAAUUUGCCAGAUGACAUAACAGUUCAGAGGACGUCACCGUCAUCAUCUUCCAGUGGUUUAUUGGGUCUCGUGAAACGCAUUGUAGGUGGUCUUCAGCGGAUGAUAGACUGUAGAGAUGUUACUGAGGGCACAGUUGCCUGGGAUCGCACUCAUGAGUUAUUGCAGAUGGCUCAAGAUGGAGUUGAAGAGGAAGAGACUAGAGGAGGACGUAGAGUUCGAGGUCGACGACCAUCUACGUCUGGAUAG
Vigna unguiculata (cowpea) is the source of this 1626-nucleotide messenger RNA. Lineage: Eukaryota; Viridiplantae; Streptophyta; Magnoliopsida; Fabales; Fabaceae. The record is from RefSeq and is a predicted model, not a curated record.